Molecule: messenger RNA, 2014 nt
Organism: Syngnathus acus (greater pipefish)
Lineage: Eukaryota; Metazoa; Chordata; Actinopteri; Syngnathiformes; Syngnathidae
Gene: rundc3b
Product: RUN domain containing 3b
Exons: 11
Coding region: 90-1418 (442 amino acids)
Source: RefSeq, a predicted model, not a curated record
GCAAUCCCAUCGAUUCUCCUCGGGAGAGUAGCUGACCGCGGCGUGUUGUGCGCACCGCCUGCUGCAGCCAGGCUGGCCUGGUGCCGGAGAUGGCGUCCCUCGGCUCGGGGCUGCACGUCAGCCGCAAAUGGGCAGCGGGCAGAAGCGGGGCGGUGGAGAGGAGGAACCUGCUAACCGUGUGCCGGUUUUCAGUAAAGACUCUCUUGGACCGCUCGUGUUUCGAAAGCAUGGACGACACCUCUGCAGAGUUGGUCAACUUUGUGUCUAUCUUGGAGCAUAUCCUCAAUCAUAGACUAAAAGGUCAAACAACGUGGUUUGGCUACGAGAGUUCUCGGAGUUUCUGGGAUUUUGUCAAAGCCGCUAGCAGUAAAGUCCCUCACAACUGCAUUCAAAGUAUUGAGAGUAUGGAGAAUGUACGGUCAUCCAAAGCAAAGGGCCGGGCUUGGAUCCGAGUAGUUCUGAUGGAGAAGAGACUGUCGGAAUACAUCUCAUCCGCUCUGAGGGACCUUCGAACUAUCAGGAGGUUUUAUGAGGACGGGGCAAUCAUGCUGGGAGAGGAGGCGGGGCUUCUGGCGGACACGCUAAUUGGUCUCAACACCAUCGAUUUCAGCUUCUGUCUGAAAGGUGAAGGUCUAGACACAGGCCCCUCCAUCAUCGACUACACGCCAUACUUGAAGUUCACGCAAAGCGGCGACAGCAUCAGCAGCGACGAGGAGGAGAUGCGGACCCUUGGCAGUAGUGGUAGCGAGCACAGCACCCCGGACAAGAUGGCCACGGCCGCCUCCAUCUUCACCGAGCAGAGCAACUUGGUCAGCAAGUGCAAACGCUUUGAGCAGAAGUAUCGCAUGGCGCUGGAGCAGAAGGCUUACCUGGAGGAGCUGGUGCGUCUGCGCGAGGCGCAGCUCGCCGAGGCGUCGUCACACCACAAAGCUCUUGAGCAGAGCCUGGUGGACAUACACUUGUCGCACACGCUGGAGAAGGAGCAGCUGGAGUUUAUCAUUUUGGAACUGCAGGAUCAACUGACAGUGUUGAAGAACAAUGACUUGCGCUCGCGACAGGAGCUGACAGCCCAUCUGACAAAUCAGUGGCCUUCUCCCGACGCUUUGGAUGCCAACGCCGUUGCCUUGGACACGCUGCUGUACAGGAAAAGCCCCGGACAGUGGGAGGACAAGAGUCUCUGCAAUCUGCCUACGGACAUGAGCCUAUCACAGAUGUCUCUCGAACCGUCGCACAUGCUGACGCUGGAUGCCAAACCACACUGGCCUCGCCAAGGAAAAGAGCAGACACCAUCCCUCCGAGGACUGUGCGGCUCUCUCACCUCCGUCAACAGUUUCAGGUCUCUGGCCAGUCUGAGGUCCAACGAGUGUCUGGCCAGUCCCGCCGCCGAGGUUAACAGCCCGGGCUUUACCCCCACAUAAAGCCCACGCCACUUACUCAACCAGCCAUUUUUCUCAGCGUGCUAUUACGUUGCUUUUUGUAGAGAUGUACAUUUUUCGUGUGCUUGCACCGACAUGUUUUAGCAUGCUGUUGGAACGAGCUCACUCAGGUGAAACGUUCUCGGACGUUAUAGAACUUUCAACUUGUAUUGGAAGACCUAUUUCAUGUGCCAACAUAGAAAAAAAAAAAAAAGAAGAGUUGGACUCUUCAUUGUCGUUGUUUCUGGAGGAUCAUAUGUGCACUUUUCUCAUUUAUUACCGGAUUAAUUUUUGUGCCUUUGUUUUCAAUGCUGUUUUUUUGUUCUCAGGUCAUGACCACUAUGAUUGAUAAUCCACCCUCAGUUUAAUCUGAUGUGUUCCCUUUAAUUAUUUGGAGACCAAUGCAGUAAUUCACUUUGGCUUUUGGUGACUGUGAGUGAAAGUCAGGCCUUCAGGCCGCUUUGCUUUUAAUCUUAUGUUACAUUUAUUUGCACAUGUACAAAAGUUGUAUGGCUUUCUAUCAUUCAUUUUGAAUGACGUUUGUUAAAAAAAAUGUAUUAGCUUUGGGCGCAUUUCACAGUAGUCAUUUUUUAAUCACA